AUGAGGGAUGAUACCCCCAAUAUCAUCGCUUCGGCCGCCAUAACACUUCCUCUCGCGACCUUGGCCCUUAUUGCUCGACUCAUUGCGCGACGGAUUACAAAGGCUGGAUAUGGCAUCGACGAUGUAUUUUCCGUCGUUGGAUGGUUGGGUUCAGUGGCCUUGAUGACGAAUGGAAUGAUAUGGAUCACGGAUGGGCUGGGAAAACCAAUGGAGAAUGGCCUCACAGACGACUUUACCUUCUACGAUAAGAACCGACUAGCAUGGAUUCAUAUGUGGACGACGAGCUUUACUUACACCUUCGCCAUCGCCUUCUCGAAAUUCGCUAUACUCGCCUUCUACUGGCGCCUCUUCCAAUUCUCCGACAUCCGAAUACCCAUCCAAGUCCUCUCGUGUAUCACUGUCGCAUGGUUCCUAUUGCGCUUAUUCAUGGUGUGCUUGCAAUGCCUGCCUCUUACAGCAUUGUGGGAUGGAACGCAGGAAGAAAGAGCAGCAAAAUGCCACAUUAAAGAGUCGACGUUUUUCUUCUCAACAGUAUUGACGCAUGUUUUGAUCGACUGCGCGAUUCUCAUCCUGCCUGCCAUUGAGGUUGGAAAACUUCAUCUGCCGAAAGGCCAGAAGUUUGCCGUCAUCGCCCUGUUUGCAUUUGGUGCCAUGACGUGCCUUGCCUCUAUUUUCGUCCUCAUCGAGUCGUUCAAGUUUGAGUCGGACUCCAAGGAGAUGACGUUGCAAAUGGGACUCCACUACGCUUGGUCUAUCGCCGAGUGCAAUUUUGCUGUAAUUGCUGCAUGUCUUCCAAUGCUUCGACCCGUGGCUCGUCGUGUCUUGCCAGGAUCUUUCCUUACUUCCAACAGUGGCGGCCAAUCCACCCAGUUCAGCGCUCCCUUCAGCGCCCCAUUCAGCAAUGGCAUACGCCUCACAGGCGUGUCCAAGACGAGGUCUCGUGAAAACGACGGAGGCAGCUCAACGCAUGAAUUGGCGUCAAAUAGUGGUGGACCACCAGAUAUAUACGACAUGGCAGAAUGGCCCAAUGGAACCCAAACAACGAUAUCAAGCCCUUUCAGAAAGUAUACGUCUGCGAAAGACUAUGAAAGUGGCGAGGCGGGAAUUCGUGUCAAUGAAGAAACCGAUAUUUCUGUCCAACGGCGUGACGACCAGAUAUAA
Molecule: messenger RNA, 1161 nt
Organism: Fusarium coffeatum
Lineage: Eukaryota; Fungi; Ascomycota; Sordariomycetes; Hypocreales; Nectriaceae
Exons: 3
Coding region: 1-1161 (386 amino acids)
Source: RefSeq, a predicted model, not a curated record